AUGGGCGUGUUUGCGACCAGCGACACAAAGGCGGUGACAAGGCGAUUCAUAGUGGAAAGGGAGAGGGAAAAAUCGACGUCCAAGCGGCUGUCUCGCCAGAAGUUCAGGACCAGCCCGAAAGAAGGCAUUCGGCUGCCCAAAACGUCAGCCGCCAUUGGCCACCUCAAAUUCCGGGACCCCACUCCUCGUGUGAGUAGACACGAGAAGGAAAGAAGAAGAAAAAAUGUACCAAAAGAGGGACCAUUGACAAUUUGCACGAUUUGGGCCUCUCAGGUGCUGCGCAACAGAGAGAGGGAGGCUGGCUUGAACUGA
This is a messenger RNA of Lasiosphaeria miniovina, 312 nucleotides long. RefSeq lists its product as uncharacterized. The record is from RefSeq and is a predicted model, not a curated record. The transcript has 7 exons. Bases 1 to 312 code for a protein of 103 amino acids. Lineage: Eukaryota; Fungi; Ascomycota; Sordariomycetes; Sordariales; Lasiosphaeriaceae.